Xylaria bambusicola is the source of this 1980-nucleotide messenger RNA. RefSeq lists its product as uncharacterized. The record is from RefSeq and is a predicted model, not a curated record. NCBI's taxonomy places the organism in Eukaryota, Fungi, Ascomycota, Sordariomycetes, Xylariales, Xylariaceae. The transcript has a single exon. Bases 380 to 1720 code for a protein of 446 amino acids.
GGGAAUCUUUUAGAAUUGUUGCUCGAAUUAGUAGUGCUGUUGGACUCUUGCAGCCAGGAUCGCGGACUAUGACUAGCUACAAGCGCUGCAUCACCAACAUUGUCCACAAGUAGACCUACGCCGUCUAAUAGCGUAGGUAGGAUAACUGUUAUAUUUUCGGUCUAACGAAGCUUACGUGAAUCCUAUAAUUAGGAUGUGAUCUACAUGGCCCUUCGCGCUAGCUUCUCAGGAAAGUGUGCGUGUCCCUUCCUAUAAGCAUACGCACUUUGUAUGAUGUCAGAGCCACAAGCAUACACACACACACACACAGAGAGAGAGAGAGAGAGAGAGAGAGAGAGAGAGAACAAGACCACUUCAUCACUCGAGGACCAAAGUCACAAUGUCGUGGACUAAGGUGUCAGAUAGACGCUGGGAGCGCCCAGUAGAUGGCCUCGAGGGCUACUUUGUCGUUAUGGCCAACAUUACCGCAGACUUAUGUAGUGGAAAAGAACACUACACUCUCUUUUCUAAGAUCGAGCUUGAACUAACGCAUUCAGAUGCACCAGCAGCCCUCAAGCGUGCCUGGGAGCAGAUACGUUACGAGCAGCCUCAGAUUGCGACCACUGUUGAAGGAAUGAAAAAGGUGUAUGAAGUUCCAGAUGCUAAAGCUUUGGAAGACUGGCUUGCAGCAACUUUCAUCGUUUCACCAGCAUCUGACGCUGAGGAACUUUAUCAGUCUGUGGAGCCCAUCAAGCAGGCCACGCUGUACUAUCUUCCAAAGUCCUCGGAACUUGUAUUCCGAGGCCAUCAUCACACUGUCGAUGGCAUGGGAAUCAUGUUGUUCUGGCACAACUACCUUGAAGCCCUUCAGAAUCCCGCCACGGACAUCAAAUUUGGCGAUGAGCCAGCUCGCCUUGCCCCUGCCAUGGAGAAGGUGCUCGGCUACUCUGAGCAGCCGACUCAAGAGCUCAGUGAUAAAGCUACGGCGCUCUUCAUGAGCUGGGCCGGCAGCAUCCCCGGAAUCGGGCCUGUUUCGCAGUUGGGCGCGGCCGCUUCUGGCAAUUGCCAUAAUACUGAACUGGUUUUCCCCAUGGAUGUCACAGCUGCACUAGUCACGGCAUGCAAGAACAAGGGCGUCAGCGUGUCUGCUGCUGUCCAUGCCGCUUAUAUCAAGGCCAUCGAGAAGUACGCUGAUCCCAACUCCAAGCUAUCGGAAUAUGUGACAGCCACCCAGUUCAACCUUCGUCCAUACCUGCCGGCGCCAUAUAACUCAAGCAAAUAUGCAGCUUCGGUUUACUACACCCCCUUGCCAUACAAAAUCAACCUCCCAACCACGUAUUGGGACCUCGUUCGAUCUCUAACCGAGUAUUACGCGACGUCGGUUAAAGGUCACCCCGAGCUGCUCGAGUUGAAGGGUCAUUUCGUGCGGGUGUUGUGCGGAGCUGUGCAGACGCCCGAGUUCCUCGCGAACCCCGUACCUAAGGAUGCCCUUGUGAGUAGCCUCGGCGUUGCUGAGCGUCACCUGCAGCGCGAAUACGGCAAUGCAAUCAAAGUCAAAGACCUCAAGUUUGGCGUUGAUGUUGUGAUGGGCAUGAGUAUGUUCUUCUUUUACACCUUCCAGGACCAGUUGAGACUAGUAUAUAGUUUCAACGACGGAUUUGAGAAGCCAGAGGACAUCCAGAAAUACUUGGAAGAGAUCAAGGCCAUCCUUGGUCAGGAACUACUUGUAGGCGCCCACUAGAAACAGACAGCCCGCAAGGGGCUAAUUAAUGGGUUUCCGACCGACAUGCUAGGGUAGUCUUUUGCUGAUUAACUUGCAAUUGGCUUCUGACAAACUCGUUGUGACAGCAUUCUCAUGCGGUGCAAAAAUUAAAGACAAAUUACACGUCGUUCCAAUCUAGAUGUCUAAGCUGUUUUUGUCGGAGGUGGUCAUGCGUCUUCGGCACCUCUAGCAGAGAUUUGCUAGGCACCUGCUAAGACGCUUACCUUCGGGCUAUACCC